Grammomys surdaster is the source of this 2963-nucleotide messenger RNA. Its product is annotated as nuclear protein MDM1-like. Gene Ontology annotation, molecular function: microtubule binding. The record is from RefSeq and is a predicted model, not a curated record. Gene Ontology annotation, biological process: negative regulation of centriole replication. Bases 766 to 2133 code for a protein of 455 amino acids. NCBI's taxonomy places the organism in Eukaryota, Metazoa, Chordata, Mammalia, Rodentia, Muridae. The transcript has 14 exons.
AGUGAAUACCAAAGAAACUUCUUGUGGAAAAAAUCCUAUUUGUCAGAGUCCUAUAAUCCCUCAGUGGGGCGAAAGUACUCAUGGGCAGGACUUAGAUCGGAUCAGUUGGGGAUCACAAAAGAACCAGGUUUUAUCUCAAAAAGAAGAGUUCCCUACCACGACCCUCAGAUUUCAAAGUACCUGGAGUGGAAUGGAACUGUCAGAGAGAAUGAUGCGCCUGUCCCACCAGAACCCCAGACCAUUCGAACUCCAAAACCACAAGAGGCAGAGCAAAAAGAAGAUGCUAACCAAGAAACAGUUCUCUCACAAGAGGCUUCCAGGGUUCCCAAGAGAACUCGGUCUCAUUCUGCGGACUCUAGAGCCGAAGGGGCUUCAGACACUGUGGAAAAGCACCAGGAUGUAACAAGAAACCAUGCCCUGGUUAACACAGACGUGGAGCUGAGACCUUCCACCAAACCUCUCUCCGAGAGCAUAGAUCCCAGGUUGGAUAGACAUCUUCGUAAGAAAGCUGGAUUGACCGUUCCUCCCUCGAAUAAUGCCUUGAGAAAUUCUGAAUACCAAAGGCAGUUCGUUUGGAAGACUUGUAAAGAAACUGCUCCAGUGUUUACAACCAAUCAGGUUUUCCGUAAUAAAAGCCAAAUUAUUCCACAGUUUCAAGGCAAUAAAUUCAUCCACGAAACUGAAUACAAGCGAAAUUUCAAGGGUCUAACUCCAGUGAAGGAACCAAAGUUAAGAGAGUAUUUGAAAGGAAACAGCAGUUUUGAGAUGUUAUCUUCAGAAAAGAAGGCAGCCGAACCUUUAGACUUAGAAGUAGACAUGGCGUCGGAAGACUCAGACCAGACUCUAAAGAAGCCUGCUCCGUGGAGACACCAAAGGCUCGGAAAGGUGAAUUCUGAAUAUAGAGCAAAAUUUCUGAGCCCAGCCCAGUAUUUAUAUAAAGCUGGAGCUUGGACCCGUGUGAAGGAGAACUUGUCCAACCAGGGUUCUCUAAAUGCCAUGUGGUAUGCAGAGGUUAAGGAGCUCCGAGAGAAGGCUGAGUCUUACAGGAAGCGAGUUCAGGGAACACAUUUUUCUCGGGACCAUCUGAACCAGAUUAUGUCCGAUAGCAACUGCUGUUGGGAUGUAUCCUCGAUCACAAGCUCGGAAGGCGUCGCUAGUAGCAACAUCCGAGCAUUGGAUCUUGCUGGAGAUCUUACAAGCCACAAGACUCCCCUGAAACAUACUCCUACCAAACUAGAAGAAAAAAAAGUUGCCUCGGGAGAUCAGCCCCUGAAAAUUACCACCAGGAGACUGGAACAGCCAGAGGCUGCCACCACAGUCAGGAGGAAGUUGGCUUGGGAUGCUGCCGAGAGCACAAAGGAAGACACCCAGGAGGAGCCCAGAGCAGAGGAGGAUGGGGGAGAGGAAAGAGGAAAGGACAAGCAGAUCUGUGCCGGAGAGUUAGAGAAACUGGACACACAGACGUCUAAGGCAGACAGACCGACAGAAGGGUCAGAGACAUCUUCGGUUUCCUCAGGGAAGGGAGGCAGGCUUCCUACACCGAAGCUGAGAGAACUCGGUAUCCAGCGGACUCACCAUGACCUCACGACACCCGCUGUUGGUGGGGCAGUCUUAGUGUCGCCAUCUAAAGUGAAGCCGCCAGGCCUGGAGCAGAGGAGGAGAGCGUCCUCCCAAGAUGGCUUAGACACUCUGAGGAAAGACAGUACUAAGAGAGGAAAACCCCGUCCUAUGUCUCUCCUGACUUCUCCUACUGCCGGCAUGAAAACAGUUGAUCCCCUGCCUCUGCGAGAAGAUUGUGAAGCCAAUGUGCUCAGAUUUACUGAGGGUACUCUUCCUGUUUCGAAAAUUUCGGACCAUCAGCCCACCACCCCCGGGCAGCCUUCUCCAUAUGCCCUGCCUUACUACCACUCUUCCAGCAGGAUCCAGGGCCGUCUGCGAGACCCUGAAUUUCAGCACAACAUGAGAAAACCAAGGAUGAACCAUUUGCAGCUACACCCGCACGAUGCCUUUAAUGAUGAAGAUGCAGAUAGACUGUCUGAUAUCUCUGCUCGCUCUGCAGUUUCCAGCCUCCGGGCUUUCCAGACUCUAGCCCGAGCUCAGAAAAGGAAGGAGAAUUUCUGGGGCAAACCAUAAACCUGCUCAUCCUGUCUAGAGACAAGUUGGCUCACCUUUCCUUACUCGCUGUCUUAGAUUUUCGGAGGGCUUGGAUUUUCUUCUGACACUUCUGACUCUGAUCAUUUGAAUUUUCAGUGGCUCAUCUUACCCAGAAGAUCGUAGCGCAGCCGUGUCUAAGUUUAACUCUUUGGAGAAGUCCUUUGCACUUGUCUGAGGGCAAAGGCAUGGAUUAUGUAGUUCUUCACAGACUCUGUCUUUUGUAUCAGGUGUUGUGAGUGGCAGUUAGGAGUGUGACGGUCAUCUGUCAGCAGAGUAUUCUAAAGGGAUAAAAUGACGUCAACAUUAAGAUCUUCCAACUUAAUUCCCCCUCAGAUUGGUUUUAGGCAUUUUAAUAGCCGUAGGUGUCCUGAACGGAAUCUGUCACUGUUUUUAUUAGCGCCUUCUGUAUACACAGGUGCAGUGUUAAGAUGAUUGGACUUUGAAAAUCUGGCUGUACAUAUUUUUCUUAUUUAUGUAACAAAAUUUGCUGAGAGAAUAUGUAUAUUUUUGAUCUUUUUAUGUAUUUUAUUUGUAUAAUAACUGGUAUACAUUUGAAUAAUGUCUAGAUUUUGAGAAAUUAUUUGUGAAAUGGAGAAUUAAAACUUUGUAGACAUUUAAAAAUGAAAAUUAAGUGUGCUUGGCUUCUUCAGAAAGUUAUCAUGUGGAAUAAGUAUCUUCUAGAAGCAUUUUAUUAGAACCGAUGUGUUGCAGCUGCUAAAUGCAGUAAGACUGAGCCUACAGUAUUUGUUUUUUUUUCCCCCACAAAUACAAAGUUUUAAAAACAGAUUCAUUAAAAAAUUUAACACCAA